This is a messenger RNA of Caenorhabditis elegans, 1718 nucleotides long. RefSeq names its product EGF-like domain-containing protein (gene T25F10.3). Bases 55 to 1344 code for a protein of 429 amino acids. NCBI's taxonomy places the organism in Eukaryota, Metazoa, Nematoda, Chromadorea, Rhabditida, Rhabditidae. The transcript is spliced from 8 exons. The record is from RefSeq and is marked reviewed.
CUAGGUUUCAAUUCGACACAAAAAUAUAAGAAGUCAGUGCAUAUGUGAGACUCGAUGAUCAACUCGCUGCUCGUCUAUUCUUUGAUACCAUUUUCUUUUUUAUUGGCAGCGGACAACACAGAAAAUGCAACUACUAGUGCAGAAUUCCUACUACCGACGAGACGAACGCCACCAGCAAAACCACAGCAUGGAGUCGACUUUCUAGGACCUCUUUGGUUAUCGAGAACUUACAAGAUCACAUGUUGUCGGAGAGGAUCCCCAGUUGCCGAGAAUCCACAAUUAGUGAGCAAUUGGACAGAAACCGCAUCUGAUUAUGCGGUCGAUGAGAAGCUUGUUGGUACAGAACAAGAUGAUCAUUGCCGUGUUUUCCAGGGCACUUUCCUGCUCUCUGCAGCUGCUCUCUACAAUUCUACUUUUGUCAGUUACGGGGUCCAGUGCAAAUGCCCAGACGCUGAACAACAGCAACUCGACCAACACUGUCGACAACUCCCUGCUUGCCAAAACGGUGGAUACCGUAGUCAAUCGAUUGGAAGACGAUGCUCAUGUCCACAACCAUACUUCGGAGAAUAUUGUGAGAAACUUUGCGAUCAGGGACAAGUUUUAGCUGGAAUCGAUGGAAACAACUACUGUAGUUGUCUUCCAUUUUAUCAAGGCGAAACGUGCUCCGAUUUGGUUUGUCUCAAUGGAGGCCACGAGUUCAGAGGUCGAUGCAGUUGCCCCCAUAACUUUGUUGGAUAUCAUUGUGAAAUUGACACGAACAAGACAAAAUCGAACUCGAGAUAUACAAAGUAUGGACCACAGACUAAUGCUGAAAAUGGUGAACUGUUCAGCAGAGACAUUUCUGGUACAGUGUUCAGCCUUGUGAUGAUAGUCGUCCUCGUCGUUUCAAUGUAUUUACUGAUGAAACAUAGAAUGCAGGUGCAAUCACAGUAUACCUCGUCACGGAGAGAAGAAAUGAACCGGGCUGCUCAGAUUUAUGGAAUCGAACGCGGAGGUGCUGGAACAACAACGAUAAGUCGAGAUGACAUUCGAAUAUUACCAUUUGUGGCUGCAGGAAUUCAACCUCCACCGCCUUACGCAGUGUCAAGAACUGCACGACGAGAAGCACUUCCACCAUUACCAUCAUAUGAAGAUGCUACGAAGGAUACAGUGAUAGGAGCAGCUGCCACAGUAAUUGAAAUGCAAGCAACAACGCCUACUGAUGCUUCUCUACAGUCUCCUCCAGCUGCUCAUCCAGAUCAUUCUGAUGUUCCGGACAUUCCAUCGAGUUCAUCUCCACCUCCUCCCUUUGAUUCGGAACCCCCGACAAUUCAACGAAACGUGUCAACCAGACGAAGUCUUUAGUUCUCUAACUUUUGUAUAUAUUUUAGGUCAUAUUGUAAGUUGUUCUUUCUUCUCCUCUCCCGGCAGUCUAUCUGUCCUCAGGACCUGUACCUCAAGCGGUACAACAUCAAAAAUUUGCUCAGUAUUUCUUUUAAUAAUACCACUGCUCUCACAGUCAUCUCGGUUACUUUCAAGUGUCCCAAGACUCUUUUCUCAAAUGUUUCCAUUCUUGGCUCAUCAUUUCAAUUUCGGGUAAUUCAUAUUCUUUCUGUCACUUUUUCCCGUAGUGCUUCUCGGUCGUCUAGCUUUUUAUGUGUGUUUGUCUGUAUUUAAUUGUAGUUGAAAUGUGUUUGAUUUAAACGAAUAAAACUGUAAAAUCAAUAAAGAAGAGUCAU